AGUAAGCUAAUAUCUGAAGUUCUCCUUUUAUUAUGGAAGCUUGGAAGCCGGACCCCGAUCCCGACACAAUUGUUGACCAAUUGAUACAAAAAUAUGACGCGACUUCUAUGCCGGUGCCAGAUUUGGAAUCCGACCCUCAUCUUCUUAUUUCAAAGGUCCGAAAACACUACAUGGAAUAUGUGAUUAAAUUAUUGUCUAUAAACUAUGAAAAUAACCAGAAAUUGCUGAACAAAAAUAUAUAUUUGCCCAGUGCUAUAUGGAGGUGUGCCAAAAAUAUUGAAACAUCUGCUGUUCAGGCUUGUAUGGUAGUGCAGCUCUACAGGAAGAAUAUCCAGAAUGUGAUAAAAGAAUUAAAGAAUGACACCAAAAAGGGGAAAUUGAACAAGAAAUUAUAUGACUGCCUACACAGACCACCAGAAAAUGAGAAAAAACUCCAAACAGAUUUUAAAACUUCAGAUACCUGUAACUGCCAAUGCAAGUGUAAUGACAGAAAGAAACGCCGCAGAAUGUCUAAUACACAUAAUGUGACUGACAUAUCAAUUGAUAAUUCAUUUCAUAUCAAUAAUGUUGAUUCACUUUGUAUUGAGAGCAUGCAGCCUUCCAAUCCCCUCCACCAACUUACUAGUUCUGUGCUGCCACCAACAACUACAGCUACUGAUAUAACACAAACUGUUUCCAACCAAGGUUCAUUUAACCAUAUAAGCCCACCAAAGGCUAUGGAAACACCAUAUUCCGAUGAAUUAGCUGAGCAGUUGGAAAAGCUAUUUCAUAGUGAUCCCAAUGAUGAUGAUUUAUUUGAAGGUACUCUCUGUUCUAAUGAUUAUGUUUACAAUGACAGUGCAAGAAAAGUUCCAGCUGAUCACAUGACAUGUCCUCCCAUUUCUCAGACCCAAGUUACCAAUAGUACUGUAAUAGAAGCUCAUGAAGCAAAAAUAAAAUCCUUAGAUGAAAGAGUGGCUUCACUGGCUGGCUUGUUAGCCAACUCUACUGAUAAUCCUGUGCCUCAGCAAACAAUUGAUGACCAAACCAGAACAGAAACCCAAAAAUCCAGGAAACAGAAUCCUGGCAAGUGGUUGUGUGAGGAGUAUUUUCUUAAAGUCCGUUUGUAUGAAUUGUUGGACUUAAUAAGGGAGACUAACAGGAUGGGUCAUAUGCGGAUUAAGGAUUUAUUCCGAGACCUGUUUGGUGAUGACAGUGACGAUGAAGGAGUGGUUUCACCAAUGGACGAGACACCAGAAUUUGUUGUUAGUUGCAAAGAGCGCAUAGCCCCAUGGGUUGUUAAGCUGUUAACCCCAUACUAUACUAAGGGACGCAUAAGGGGCAAGACUCUUUUUAAAGCUCUAGCAAAGCAUUUAAUAAAAUUGAUAUACCAGUGCAGUCGGUACCCUGAUGAAUAUGAAGUAAGCAGCUUUGUAACAGAUUUCCUGCAUAAUCAUAAGAUGAUAAGGUGUGAAGCAGAUUUCAAACAGUUCAGGAUUGAGAAUUUGUGAAAAGAAGAGUAUAAGUUGAGUUUUAAUACAACAAUUGCCAGCUGUGU
This is a messenger RNA of Cydia amplana, 1537 nucleotides long. RefSeq lists its product as uncharacterized. The record is from RefSeq and is a predicted model, not a curated record. The transcript has 5 exons. The coding region runs from base 33 to 1490 and encodes 485 amino acids. Lineage: Eukaryota; Metazoa; Arthropoda; Insecta; Lepidoptera; Tortricidae.